AGUCGUCUCGAAAUGGCCGAAAGAUUUUUGUAUCGUCAUGACCCAUGGAGGAGAUGACCCAAUAUAAUCUGUCAGUUUGUCACCAAAAGACAUUACUGUUCUGUCUUUCUUUUGGCUCUUUGCACUAAUUCUGCAGAACAGUGUAAAAACUUGAGUCGUUGAGUUUUGUUUUGUUCUGUUCUUAACAAAGACCAGUCUUGUUUCAUUUCCCACCGUUAGAUUAAGAUAACCUCAGAUUCUUCUUCUCUUAUUCCGUCCUGAGAUCUCACCUCAACCAUAAAUCUUCAUCCGACCAUACUCACUUGUUUCAAAUAAUAUCCGAUCUGUAAAACUUUUUGAAGAAUCUCAAUUCUUUCUCUCAUUUGCUGAAGAUUCAAUUAGGGUUCUUCCUUCCAUCAGACAUCCUCGUUGACUUUCUCUAAGCUCAAGAACAGAUGAUUCUCGUCACUCGAAUCAAAGUUAGGGUUUUGUAUCUCUAAGCAAAGGCAAAGACAGAGCCUUUUUGAUUGUUAUUUAUAGAAAGAACAUGGCUGCAGCAACUGCAAUGGAGCCAUCUUCAUCUAUAAGCUACACAUCUUCCCACUUAUCCAAUCCUUCUGUUGUCACCAAUCACCACUCAUCAUCCUCCAAUCUCGAAGCCGCGAGUUUAGCCAAGCUCAGCACCGACUUGGAGCACCUUCUCACCAGCUCAGAUUGCGACUACACCGACGCAGAGAUCACAUUCCAAGGAGAAGCUCGAGCGGUGGGUGUUCACAGAUGCCUUUUAGCUGCUAGGAGCAAGUUUUUCUUCGAGCUGUUCAAGAAAGAUAGAGAUGCAAAGAGCGAGGAGAAACCAAAGUAUCAUAUGAAAGAUCUGUUGCCUCAUGGAAACGUGGGGAGAGAGGCUUUCCUGCAUUUCUUGAACUAUGUAUACACUGGGAAGCUAAAGCCUUUUCCUGUGGAGGUUUCCACUUGUGUUGACACGGGCUGUGCUCAUGAUUCUUGUAAACCCGCCAUUGAUUUCGCUGUUGAGCUGAUGUACGCUUCGCAUACGUUCCAAAUCACAGAGCUGGUUUCAUCGUUUCAGAGGAGGCUUUGUAACUAUGUUGAGAAGUCACUAGUGGAGAAUGUUCUUCCAAUUCUCUUAGUCGCGUUCCAUUGCGACUUGACUCAGCUUCUUGAUCAAUGCAUAGAGAGAGUAGCCAGAUCUGAUCUAGACAGAUUCUACAUAGAGAAGGAGCUUCCUCUCGAAGUAUCUGAAAAAAUCAAGAAGCUUCGAGUCAAGUCAACGAGCACAGACGAGGCGGCUGAUAAAUUGGUAGAGAGAACAGGGAAAGUGCUCAAGGCAUUGGAUUCAGACGAUGUUGAGCUAGUGAAGCUUCUUUUGACCGAGUCAGAUACAACUCUAGACCAAGCCAAUGGUCUGCACUACGUAGUGGCGUACAGUGAUCCAAAAGUUGUGGCUGAGGUUCUAGCUCUAGACAUGGCUGAUGUAAAUUACAGAAACUCAAGGGGAUAUACAGUUCUUCAUUACGCUGCCAUGCGUAGAGAGCCGUCGAUUAUCAUAUCGUUGCUUAAGAAAGGAGCUAAUGCUUCGGACUUUACCUUUGAUGGACGCAGUGCGGUUAAUAUAUGUAGGAGACUGACUAGGCCUAAAGAUUACUAUACGAAAACCGCAAAGGGGGAUGAAGCUAGUAAAGAUCGGUUGUGUAUUGAUAUAUUGGAGAGGGAGAUUAGAAGGAAUCCAUUGGCUAGUGGUGGUGAUACACCUACUUGUUCUCAUUCUAUGCCUGAGGAUCUUCAAAUGAGGCUAUUGUACUUAGAAAAGCGAGUGGGACUUGCUCAGCUGUUCUUCCCGACAGAAGCUGAUGUAGCUAUGGACAUUGCUAAUGUUGAAGGGACUAGCGAGUUCACAGGUUUUCCUGUUCCACCGCCGUCAAAUGGUGCAACAGGAAACUUGACUCAGGUCGACCUGAAUGAAACGCCGUAUAUGCAAACCAAAAGACUGCUUACUCGUAUGGAAGCACUCAUGAAAACAGUUGAGACAGGUAGGAGGUAUUUUCCAUCUUGUUCUGAGGUUCUAGACAAGUACAUGGAUGAUUAUAUGGACGAGGACAUACCUGAUAUGUCGCAUCCGGAGAAAGGUUCGGUGAAAGAGAGGAGAUGGAAGAGGAUGAGAUAUAAGGAGCUGAAGAAUGAUGUUAAAAAGGCUUAUAAUAAAGACAAACAGGCUAAGAUUGCACGGUCUUGUCUCUCUGUUUCUUCACCUGAUUCUUCUCUUAGAGGUUCCUUAGAGAACCAAACAUGAUUAUGUGCCAUAAAUUAAUGCCAGUAAUGAGACUUCUUGGAGAAUGUUGUUAGUUUAGCUAUUUUUAUAGUAAAAAGAUUGGAGAUCCCAUUUUGGUUUUAGGACAUGGUUUGUAUUAAAUGGAAUUGAUUUUUGAAAUGUAUAUUAGAAUACUCUCAA
This is a messenger RNA of Raphanus sativus (radish), 2446 nucleotides long. RefSeq names its product regulatory protein NPR4. Bases 527 to 2287 code for a protein of 586 amino acids. Gene Ontology annotation, cellular component: nucleus. The transcript has 5 exons. Lineage: Eukaryota; Viridiplantae; Streptophyta; Magnoliopsida; Brassicales; Brassicaceae. The record is from RefSeq and is a predicted model, not a curated record. Gene Ontology annotation, molecular function: protein binding. Gene Ontology annotation, biological process: regulation of salicylic acid mediated signaling pathway; defense response to fungus; systemic acquired resistance, salicylic acid mediated signaling pathway.